AUGGAAUAUAUGAACAAAAUGUUGGUGAAAAUGCAAAGAGACCCUAAUUUCAACUAUCAUGCCAAAUGUGAAAAGCUGAAAAUCAUAAACCUCACUUUUGCAGACGAUGUACUGCUAUUCUGCAGAGGCGACGACAUAUCAUUGCAGAUGAUUCUUCGAACUUUCAGGGAUUUCUCCAAUUCCACGGGGUUGAUUUUGAACCCUAACAAAUGCAGGAUUUAUUUUGGAGGGCUGGACAAUGAGAAAAGAAGGAUGAUGAAGGAGCUGUCGGGUUUCCAAGAAGGAACACUUCCUUUCAAAUACCUAGGAAUACCUCUCUCUGGCAGGAAAUUAAACAUCAACUAUUUUAUGACCAUGGUGGAUAGAAUUGUGGCUAGAAUUCACCAUUGGUCAUCUCAACUUCUAAGUUAUGCCGGAAGAAUUCAAUUGGUGAAAAGUAUAGCUGCUGCAAUGGUUCAGUACUGGCUGCACUGUAUUCCCUUGCCCAAAUCUGUGAUCAGGAAAAUUGACUCCAUUUGUCGCAGUUUCAUCUGGACCGGUAAGGAUACGGUGAGCAGAAAGUGCCCUGUGGCAUGGAAACGCACUUGCUGCCCUACAGCGCAGGGUGGGCUGAACCUGAUAAAUCUGCAGUUUUGGAACAAUGUAUUACUUUUGAAGUGUUUAUGGAAUCUGUGCAAUAAAAAUGAUACUCUUUGGGUGAAAUGGAUCCAUAUUCACUACCUAAAGGGGGACCAUGUGAUGAAUUAUGCUACCAAAAAUCACAACUCUUGGAUCAUGCGCGGUAUUUUGAAACAAAGAGAUAUCAUGGAUUUAAUACGGAAUGAAUGGGAUCAACUUCUAACCACUCAUAAGUUUAAGGCGUCGGUGUUUUACAAAGUAAUGAUUGAUGAUGGCACAAGGAUUGUUUGGAGAAACUUGAUAAGAUCCAAUAAGAGCCGACCGCAAGCAGUGUCUUGUUUAUGGCAAGCAUGUCACGGGAGACUUGCAACCAAGGAUAGGUUAAAGCGUUUUGGUAUGAUUAAGGACGACACAUGCAGGUUAUGCCACACCGAAGAGGAGACGAUGAAUCAUCUGUUUUUCUGCUGUCAAGGGACAAGACACAUAUGGAAGAAAGUGCUUCAAUGGUUUAACAUAUAUCAUGAACCUCAACCUUGGGAGGCAGAGUUGAUCUGGAUCAGUAACAUGACAAAAGGAAAAGGUUGGAAAGUGGAUGUUUUGAAAAUGUUAGUGGCCGAAACCAUCCACAGCAUCUGGGGUUAUCGUAAUAAUAUUAUUUUUGGAAACACUGUAGAUAAUACAACCAUGGAUACUAACAUUAUAGAUAAUGUGAUCUAUAGAGGGUGGCAAAACCUUAAAAUUAGGAAGCAUCUUGUUAGUUUUAUGAUGUAA
Lathyrus sativus (Indian pea) is the source of this 1389-nucleotide messenger RNA. The record is from the annotation of a GenBank genome assembly. Lineage: Eukaryota; Viridiplantae; Streptophyta; Magnoliopsida; Fabales; Fabaceae.